Molecule: messenger RNA, 420 nt
Organism: Pleurotus ostreatus (oyster mushroom)
Lineage: Eukaryota; Fungi; Basidiomycota; Agaricomycetes; Agaricales; Pleurotaceae
Product: histone H3.1
Exons: 4
Coding region: 1-420 (139 amino acids)
Cellular component (GO): nucleosome
Molecular function (GO): DNA binding; structural constituent of chromatin; protein heterodimerization activity
Source: RefSeq, a predicted model, not a curated record
AUGGCCCGAACCAAGCAAACAGCUCGCAAAUCCACUGGUGGCAAAGCCCCUCGUAAACAAUUGGCUGCCAAGUCAGCAGCUCGUAAGACUGCAGCGGCUGGCGCGGCUGGUGGUGUCAAGAAGCCCCAUCGUUUCCGCCCUGGAACAGUCGCUCUCCGUGAAAUUCGUCGCUACCAGAAGUCGACUGAACUCCUCAUCCGCAAACUUCCCUUCCAACGCCUUGUUCGUGAAAUCGCUCAGGAUUUCAAGACGGAUCUCCGUUUCCAAUCAUCAGCCGUGAUGGCCUUGCAAGAAGCCGCUGAGGCGUACCUUGUAUCGUUAUUCGAAGACACGAAUUUGGCUGCCAUCCACGCCAAGCGUGUUACCAUCCAGCCGAAGGAUCUUGCUCUUGCCCGUAGACUGCGCGGCGAGCGAUCAUAG